Molecule: messenger RNA, 2400 nt
Organism: Medicago truncatula (barrel medic)
Lineage: Eukaryota; Viridiplantae; Streptophyta; Magnoliopsida; Fabales; Fabaceae
Product: phosphoinositide phospholipase C 4
Exons: 8
Coding region: 398-2182 (594 amino acids)
Biological process (GO): lipid metabolic process; phosphatidylinositol-mediated signaling; release of sequestered calcium ion into cytosol
Cellular component (GO): plasma membrane
Molecular function (GO): phosphatidylinositol-4,5-bisphosphate phospholipase C activity
Source: RefSeq, a predicted model, not a curated record
UUUAUAAUUAGUACUAAUACAGUUAUGAAUAAAGAAAUGGACUAAACAACAAAGACUUUGAGUUAAAGACAGAGGGACAAGGUAGAGAGAGAUUGAGACAGAAGGUGGAGAUUUGUUCAUACUAUGAUUCUCUCUUUAUCAAAAUUUCACAUGGCAAAAUCCUAGAUCAUGAAAAUGUGUUCUGUGCUGUAAUUCAUUACUUUUCAUUCAUAUUCCAGUCUCUUCACCUCCUUCUCCACGUUUCUAUAAUAAUUAUUCAUCAAUGAGUGUAUACAUAAAUACACUUUAUCUUACUAUCUAUGAAUGAUUCAUUCAAUGAGCAUUAUUAUUUUUACUAUAUAGUUGAUCAUAGAAGAAGGGUCAUUCACAUUAUUUGAUUUGAUUAGUACUUAAUUAUAUGGGAAGUUAUAGAGUCUGCGUGUGUUUCCGGCGGAGGUUUAAGUCCGGGGAGGCAGUGGCGCCUCAGGAAGUCAGGGAGAUCUUCAACAAGUAUGCUGAAGGUGGGGCCCACAUGACUCCGGAACAGCUCCGGAGGUUUCUUGUGGAGGUUCAAGGUGAGGUUGAUGAUGAGAAGGAUGGACUUGAUACACAGAAGGUGGUGGAGGAAGUGUUGCAGAAGCGGCAUCAUAUUACGAAGUUUGCAAGACAUAAUCUCACGCUUGAAGAUUUUCAUCAUUAUCUAUUCUCUACUGAAUUCAACCCUCCUAUUAGAUCUAAGGUUCAUCAGGAUAUGACAGCUCCAUUGUCGCAUUAUUUUAUAUAUACUGGCCAUAACUCUUAUCUCACUGGAAAUCAACUCAGCAGUGAUUGUAGUGAUAUCCCCAUUAUAAAGGCAUUGCAUAGAGGUGUGAGAGUGGUUGAGCUUGAUAUUUGGCCUAAUUCCACCAAAGAUGAUGUUCUUGUGCUACAUGGAAGGACAUUGACCACACCUGUUGAUUUGAUCAAAUGUUUGAAAUCCAUUAAGGAACACGCGUUCUCGGCAUCUCCGUACCCAGUUGUAAUAACUCUGGAAGAUCAUCUUACCUCAGACCUUCAAGCAAAAGCUGCUCAGAUGAUUACUCAAACAUUUGGAGAUAUGCUGUUCUGUCCAAAUGAUGAAAAUUUAAACAAUAUUCCAUCACCUGAAGAAUUGAAGUAUAGGAUCAUGAUAUCAACAAAACCUCCAAAAGAGUACUUAAAUUCCAAAAGUGUUAGGGAGAAUUCUGAACAAUUGCUGAAAUCAAAAUCAAAGGAUUCUGAUGAAGACGAAUGGGGAAAGGAAGUCACUGAUGUUGUACAUGCACAAAAUGAAGACGACAAGGGUGACUGUGACUCACAUCAACAGAAUGAUGAUGAUGAUGAAUCAAAUGAUGAUGAAUAUGAAACAAAUCACGAGAGUGAGUAUAAGCGUCUAAUCGCUAUUCAUGCUGGAAAACCUAAGGGUAGUUUGAAGGAAGCCUUAAAAGUUGAAGAAGAUAAAGUGAGACGCCUUAGCUUAAGUGAACAAGCUCUUGAGAAGGCUGCUGAGUCGCUCGGAACUGAUCUUAUUAGGUUCACCCAGAAAAACUUUUUGAGGAUAUAUCCGAAGGGUACACGUGUCACCUCGUCGAACUACAAGCCACUGAUUGGCUGGAUGCAUGGUGCUCAAAUGGUUGCAUUCAAUAUGCAAGGAUAUGGCAGAAAUCUUUGGUUGAUGCAUGGAAUGUUUAGAUCCAAUGGGGAAUGUGGUUAUGUGAAAAAACCAGACUUUCUAAUGAAUGUAGGUCCAAAUAAUGAGGUAUUCAAUCCUAAAGAUAAGUUGGAAGUGAAGAAGACGCUUAAGGUUAAAAUAUAUGUGGGAGAUGGAUGGAGUAUGGAUUUCAAACAAACUCACUUUGACUCAUAUUCUCCACCAGAUUUUUAUGCCAGGGUUGGCAUAGCUGGAGUGCCGGCUGAUGUAACAAUGAAGAAAACAAAGACAAUAGAGGAUAACUGGAUACCUACUUGGGAAGAAGAAUUCACCUUCCCUUUAACUGUGCCUGAACUUGCUUUGCUUAGAGUGGAAGUACAUGAAUAUGACAUGUCUGAGACAGAUGAUUUUGCUGGCCAAACUUGUUUACCAAUCACUGAACUAAAACAAGGGAUCCGCGCCGUUCCACUUUACGAUCGAAAAGGAGAGAAAUACAACUCAGUUAGGCUUCUUAUGAAAUUUGAUUUUAUUUAAGCUGUUCUUCUCUACUUGGGAGUAUAUUUAUUUUAUAUUAUGAUGAAGAAUGUUGAAACUUGUUUUCCAUGUCACACUUGAUUCAUGUGGAUUUGGCCUAACCAUGUAAGUAAAUAAUAUUAAAAAUUAAAAAUAGUAAUAGGAUUUUAUGUUGCAACUCAUGCUUCAUUAUGGCAGCGUUUACCUCUAUUGAAGUUUGAGUGGUUUUGGAGUUAUAA